This is a messenger RNA of Branchiostoma floridae (Florida lancelet), 2881 nucleotides long. Its product is annotated as ectonucleotide pyrophosphatase/phosphodiesterase family member 5-like. Lineage: Eukaryota; Metazoa; Chordata; Leptocardii; Amphioxiformes; Branchiostomatidae. Bases 258 to 1760 code for a protein of 500 amino acids. The transcript has 6 exons. The record is from RefSeq and is a predicted model, not a curated record.
GCCGGCCUGUGUUUGCACGCAUGGGCGGAUCCGGGAUCCGUCAGUUGUUCCAGCCUGUCUCUCUCCUCGCACCUUCCCCGCGGCCACACCUCUGUCAGCCCCGCCGCAGCGCCUACACAAAACGGCCGAGAGGAGAACAAGUGCUACCGCCAAGGGGGACAUCCGCAGCAACCUCUAUGAAGACGUCCCGUCUACGGGGAUAAAGGAGCUAGACCAGCGGUGCUUCAGGGUUCCGGGGCAGUGGAUUUAAAGCCAUCAUGGCGAUCGUAGACUUUAUAUUUAUUUCAGUUGCCCUCCUGAGUGGCGCACAAAGUAUACGAAUGCCGAGUGUCAUCAGUGACGCUCCGAAACUCCUGUUGCUGUCGUUUGACGGCUUCCGGUAUGACUACCUCGACCGACCUCUCCUCAAGCCAAACUUCGACUUUGCCAUUAACAAGGGCGUGCGGGCCAAAUACAUGAAGUCCACCUUUGCCACAAAAACGGACCCGAAUCACAUGACUAUGGUAACCGGACUGUGGGAGGAAAGUCACGGGGUCGUCUCCAACAAGAUGUACGACCCGAAAUAUCGCGAGAUCUUCUGGAUGAACAGUUCGGAUCCCAAGUGGUGGGACGGAGACGGGAAAGUCGAGCCGAUCUGGAUCACGAACGAGCGGAAGGAGGGCCGGUACAGCGGGGUGGUGAACUGGCCCGGCGGGGAUGUCAAGUACGGAGGCCGACUCCCCACCUACUCCACCGGACCCUAUAACAGGAGUAUCCCUUAUACCGACAGGAUAGACGCCAUGGUCAGGUGGUUCCUGGACGACGAGAAGCCCAUGAACUUGGGCCUGUUGUUUUUUGAGGAGCCUGACCGCUCGGGGCAUCUGUACGGCCCCGACUCCGCGCAGGUGAACGACGCCAUCAUGAUGAUAGACGACACCGUGGGGUACCUGGUCAGCGCGCUGAAGGAGGCGGAUAUCUACGAUAAGGUGAACAUCAUCCUGACGAGUGACCACGGCAUGGUAGAGGUGUCCCCCACACGUGUGAUCGAGCUGAACAGAUACAUCAAGCCUGAGUGGUACAUCUGGGUGGACGACUCGCCAGUCUCGGCCAUACUGCCCAAAAGAGGCAAGGAGGAGCAGAUCUACAAGAAGCUGAGAAGCGCGCACGUGAGGAUGAAGGUGUUCAAGAAGAAAGACAUUCCGAAGCAGUGGCACUACAGGAACAACCGCCGCAUCAUGCCCAUCAUAGCUGUGGCUGACGACGGCUGGAGCAUCGUGCAGAACUUCACUCAGAACACGUUUACUAUCAAAGGUAACCAUGGUUACAACAACAGCAUCAUCAAGAUGAGCGCGCUCUUCAUCGCCUUCGGACCGGCGUUCGAGGAGGGCCUGACCUCCAAACCCUUCAGUAACGUUGACCUCUACCCGCUCAUGUGCAAGAUCUUGGACUUCGAGCCCAGACCCAACAACGGAUCUUUGGAGACGGUGAAACACAUCCUGUUCGACUAUGACUCCAUGGCGUCUAAAGGGACAGGUAUCGCUGUUUUUUGCACCCUGUUGCUGGUGGUGGCGCUCAUGGCCGGUGGCUACUACGCUUGGCAACGUCACUACGGACAUAAGGAAGAACCAAUCGUGGGCGAGUACGUCAACCUGGACGAGACCAACCCACAACAGGGGGGUGGCGGCGGUGUGCCGUACGAACAGCAGGAACAACACCUAAACCUGAAGAAUCAGACCAAGGCGUCUUACGGACAAGAGCAUGGCUACGGAGGAACGCAAUAAGUCUAAAGAACUCUCAAUAGGCAAUGUUACUCUUUCCCAAACCAACGGGCUGCCGACGUUACAGGGGACCUACGUCAUUACCGUCUGCAUUUAACGUGUUCUAGCCACAGAUUGGGUUCGAACGUGAAUCUGACCUGCUACAAUGCGUUCUGAUAUUGGAACGCGUUCGAAAAUGUGUCUAGUGACUUGUUAGAACGGUUUCGAACAUUGAAACGCGAUGGAACAUCUAUGCUAAACGCAUUUGAACGCUGACGGAUAUGACGUACACCGCUCGUGACGUAAGCAACUUGGUGGUCUGCGACAGUCUGAACUCGUCUAUUUAUAUCAUCUCUGCAUUCUUUACAUCUGUGCAAUAAUUUUGUGUGAAAAUGAUUCAUUAUAUCAUCCUUAUUUUCAUCAUCAGUGAUACUAUAGGUGCUUUUUUACCCUUACGGUAUGAACACGAGUGAAAAAGUCCGACGAUCUGAGACCAAGUAAGGAAAGAACUUAACCCAAACCUGUGCUACCAAGCUCACCGAUUCAUUCACGGGUCAUGUGAUAGAAUGGAGGCGUUCUGUGUCUCCCCUACUGGUCUCCUCCAUGUGCAGUUUGCAUAGAGGCGAAUACAGUCAUAUAGUUACCUUUUAUUUCAACAUGCACUAGUCUCCAGUAUGUGACAAUCACGCAGUCUCUCUAGACGUAUAACGAUAGGUGAUGUCUGGUAACGUUUGAAAGUUGUGAUGUCGUAAGGUCUUGACGUCGUCAAGGUCGCGUUGUGAGUAAUUCUCUCUGUACGGACGUUAAUAAUCUAUAUUUUUGACGUCAAAAAUCACGUGUAUAUUCAAGAGUGAGUAUAGUAAAACAUAUCAAUAUAUGACACAAGCUAUUCAGACCUGUAGCUGGAGUAAAGGUAGUAGAAUAUUGUCGAUCGACACGACUGUACGUUAUUCAUGAUUGAUUGUGCGUAUUCAAAUAAACUGCUAACUUUUGCUAGACGCUGUGACGUGUGGGUAGAAUCAAGGUUACGAAGACAGUGAGCUUUAUGACUUUUAUGAUUAUUCUGUCGCCGCUGCUAUACACACAGAUGCGAAAUUCUUCUGCAAUUAAUAUUCUUGUUGUGCAAUAAAUGAUCUGUAUCUUGA